UGGAAGGUUUUCUCACCACAACCUUGCCCUCCCUCCCCCACCUGCACGACCUGUUCCUGCAAUUCCUGACCCCACGUCCAUACCAUCACAUUCUGGCUCAAGGGCUGGUGCUUGCUUUCUGUCGAGCUCUCCGCCAUCCCGCUCCACUGCUCGUUCGCUCGCUCGCCUUGCUCGUUCUUCGCGGUGCGCCAGCAUGUCCACCCAAGCGCCCUCUGGCCGCUCGCAGGCUGUGCCCCCGCCCGGCGGCGAGGCCGCCGGGGGGCGCGCCCCGAGAAGCCCCGCCAGCGACCAGGAGUUUGCGCGCCUGGUGCACGCCCUGCGGCGCGGCACGGGCCGCCGAGGCGCGGCGGCAGGCUCGGCUGUCGAGUACUCGUCCGACUUGCGCUCUUCGUUCGCCCGGGGCGCGCCGCCGUCGGGUUGGCCUUGGUCGCCCGGCCAACCCGGCAGAUCUCGGGGCUCGCGCGGCCACGGGCAGGUUAGCACCCGGGCCACCCUCGUUGGCUGGCUGGUCGACGUGCACGCCGCGCGCCACACGCAACCGGAGACGCUCUUCCUGGCCACCUCGCUGAUCGACCGUUACGUCUCUCUUAGGCAGCCCCCGCUGGGGAGGUUGCAGCUCGCGGGCAUAGUCGCCCUCUCGCUCGCGGCAAAGUUUGAAGAGGACGGCCCGCUGAGCGCCGCGGACAUGCGGGAGCUGACGGACGAGGCGUACGAGAUCGACGAGUUUCAGAGCAUGGAGGUGCACAUGCUCGAUGCGCUGGAGUUCCGCCUCUGUUCCACAACCGCAAUACAUCAUUUAGGCAUUGUGCAUGCAACCGAGCCUUGUCCACAGGAACAGUACUCUCUGGCGCAAUACCUCUUGGAGCUAUCGCUUAUGGACGACACCCUGUCAGCCUGCGCUCCUUCGCGCCUUGCUGCUGCUGCAGUGUUGUUAAGCGCAGCUUUGGUGCGGCGCCAGCCUUUGGAACUUCCAAUGUCGAGUGAAUCUAGCAGGACCAACAUCAGAGGUUGUGCAAGGUUGAUGUACGCGGCGCUUCAACGGGCAGAACAAGACGCCCAUCACACAGUGUUCAAUAAGUUUUCGCAGUCAGCUCACCAGUCUGUUGCUCAGCUGUAUCGCCGCGCUACUGUUACAUUGAGCAGUGUAGUGUUUCAACAAGCUCGAGGUGAGCAUCGUGAGAACCACAGCGCCAACAGGGUUUCUCGUAAGCGUCUGCGAGAUGAGCACAAACUCGAUCAAGAAGAAAGCCAAAGCCAGCAGAGCGCGAGCACUCUCAGCCGCAGGUGCUUGGUAAUGGCACCUUGCUCGGCUGCCUCUGGAGAGAGGUCUGGAGAGAGGUCUGGAGAGAGGUCUGGAAAGAUGCAAGCGCCCGUGUAGCUGAUGCAGGCGUCCGUGUAGCUGAUACAAGCGCCUGCACAGCUGCACUUAGGCAUCUGGCCGUGCUGCGCGUUGGCGGGUGCACGGUCUCGGCGAAUUCGCGUGCGGAGUGACUGCAGGCCUUGUGAGUCCUGGUGGGGCGCGGGGACUCCGAAAUUCUGUCUUCCUGACCGCGCGCACGUCUUCUGCUCCGGUGGGUGGACUAAAAGUGUCCACACAUGUCUCGCCAAGAUCUUGAGUCAUUAGGGUACGUCGGACCA
Messenger RNA from Prorocentrum cordatum, 1638 nucleotides. The record is from the annotation of a GenBank genome assembly. NCBI's taxonomy places the organism in Eukaryota, Dinophyceae, Prorocentrales, Prorocentraceae.